AUGGCCGUUCAGACGCCCGCUCCAACGGUCUCGCUGCAUGACGAUGCUUCUCCGGCAGACAAUGAUGACCCCUCCUCCACGGAAAGAUUACCUCGCUCCGGCCUAAACACAAAUGAUCCGGCCAGCUCCGGUGACCUUGGAGCCGACGAAACAUCUGCUCUCACCGGUAACGAUCAUGAGAGCGCAAUGACAGCUUUCGAGCACAACAACGAUCUCUUCAAUAGCCUCCCGUGGUUGAUAAACGACCUUCCCUCUCACAACAGCCUCUUCUGGGUAACAGACUAUCCCGACCCUCUUUACCCGGACUUGGGCUACCUUCCUUCCACGGAUCUCGAACCUAGUCGUGGCCCCUUUCUGGCGCAAGAGUCAACCUCAUUCGCAUACCCUGAUGUGUCGCUGCAAGAUCUGCACGCCAGCAGAACGGAGGGAACCGGAGAUUCCAUUCGUGUGCAGUCCUCGCAGCGCAACCAGUGGCCUGGUCAGGAUUCCAGCGCUCAACUCCCCGUCUUGACUUCGGAGGAUCAAAAUGUCAUUCAUGCGCAACUCUUUGGCUAUCUCCGGCAGACGGCCCAGAACGCCUUCCAGAAGGUUGCCGAUUUUUAUACAGAACAGAACCAGUACCUAGGUCCCUUUAUGGACAAGGUCACUUUUCAGACAUUUCUUGAGCUAUACUUUGAGCAUUUCGCGGACCACUUUCCCUUCCUUCACCCAACACUGCUGGAGGAUGACGACAUAUCAUGGGUUCUUCUCUUAGCAGUGGCUGUCGUGGGUGCUCAGUUUUCAGCUCUCAAGAACGCACCGCUGUUUGCCAACAUUCUCCAGGAUCUGUUAGACAAGGCGGUUAAGAUGCAUUGCCCCGAGAUCCCGUCGUCCACAGACUUGACGUGGGCACAAAUCAUACUGCUUCGGGAUAUCUGCAUGCUAUUCAACGGUGGCAAGAAGCAUCAAGUGGCGCGACAGUAUGAGAAGAAUAAGCUCAUCACACUUUCUCGUGUGUUAAAAACCGACAAUCCACAGCUGUCCCUCUCGACUGAGCAAACCCUUGAACAGCGCCUUGCUGAACAAGAUUGGAAAAGAUGGAUCGCCGCAGAAUCUCGCAUUCGUGUAUUACACAGCGUGUACUUUCUGGAAUGUCUGCAAUUCGUAUUCCAUGACAUUCGGCCAUCAGUUGAGCUGACGGACUUGACGAACACCCUACCUUGUGAGGAGUCCGUCUGGAAAUGUCACAGCGAGGAAGAAUGGCGGCAGGCUUUGGUAGAGUGCCGGCAUCAACCAUCGUCGCCGGGCAACGAUAGCUUGCUUGAUUGGAAAAAUGCACCCAAAGCCGAUGGCUAUGUGCAGAAACUCUUGUUCGUCUAUAUCUACACAGAGGAGAGAUUGACCAUGGAACGGCUUCGAAACUCACCCUUCCGGCAAGUGCUCUUCCCGUCCAUUUCUACGGCCCUAUUCCAGCAACAAUGGACAGGGCUUGGCCGUGUAGAUCCUAGAGGGCUCUUGAAAAUCAUGAGAAGCUCUGUUGCCAGCGAAUUAGACCUUCUCCAACCUGUACAAGAAUCAGGCCUACCUUCUAAGCCGGUAUCUGGAGACCAGGAUGUCUUGCACAUCUUGAUUCAUCUGCUGAGGGAUGUCCCUAUGAGAAGUAUUCUGGCCUUUGCGGGAUGGCAAGUGGAUGAUGGACAAGUUGAGGCCGCCAAGCUGGAGUUGACUGGGUGGGCUUUCCAACAUGAACGAGUGGCCCGCCAGUGCCUCCUUCAUGCCAUCACUGUUUUCAACAUCUUGCGCACCAAAAGCACCUUUGCCGCUUAUGACGCCCUGUCUCUGUUGACAGCAACUUUGUACAUUUGGAUGUAUGAUCAGUUGAUAGAGGAAGAAGAUUUUGAGAGUCAACAUACUUCCUCCAGGUUAAUCAUCCGAUCAGACCGUGUGUCUGAUCGCCCGGCUUUGGAACGAUGGGUCAACAACGGAGGAGUCGCCCGUAUCCAUAUCCCAGGCGUGGGAAUCUUCGGCGGAAGAGGUGGCCGGUCGCGUCUGCUGCACGAGCUGCGCAGGAUAUUGCUGUCACGCACAGAGUGGUCGAGGGUAUGCCAGGUGAUUGCCAAAGCGGUAAUGCAUCUGCUCCAAGAGAAGCGCCCUAGGUUUGAAGAAGAUGUUAGGUCUGGGUCUAUUACCUGCGCGUCGGAGGCUUAA
This is a messenger RNA of Fusarium keratoplasticum, 2187 nucleotides long. RefSeq names its product Fungal-trans domain-containing protein. Gene Ontology annotation, cellular component: chromatin. The record is from RefSeq and is a predicted model, not a curated record. NCBI's taxonomy places the organism in Eukaryota, Fungi, Ascomycota, Sordariomycetes, Hypocreales, Nectriaceae. The coding region runs from base 1 to 2187 and encodes 728 amino acids. Gene Ontology annotation, molecular function: zinc ion binding; RNA polymerase II cis-regulatory region sequence-specific DNA binding; DNA-binding transcription factor activity, RNA polymerase II-specific. The transcript has a single exon. Gene Ontology annotation, biological process: regulation of transcription by RNA polymerase II; DNA-templated transcription.